Molecule: messenger RNA, 3336 nt
Organism: Dothidotthia symphoricarpi CBS 119687
Lineage: Eukaryota; Fungi; Ascomycota; Dothideomycetes; Pleosporales; Dothidotthiaceae
Exons: 1
Coding region: 250-3207 (985 amino acids)
Biological process (GO): circadian rhythm; regulation of DNA-templated transcription
Cellular component (GO): nucleus; cytoplasm
Source: RefSeq, a predicted model, not a curated record
GGAGUACGCUUGCGGCUCUCCUAUGCGUGCCAUUCAGGCCACACGAUAGUAUUGUCGUUCCGCCACCUCCAACGUACACGUCCACCAUCUUAAAAGUCCAAAACAACCACAUCGACCGUUCUCUAUUGGGAGUACCACAGUUACCAGGCAUUCCGCGGAGCCGAACGAUCAGCCAUCCCUGCGUACAUGGCAGUUAGACUCGCGUUGUAACUAUAGCCCGCCAGCCGCCACGGCGCGUCGCCUAUCACCAUGAACGAUCCUCCUGGCAAAGUGUCUGUUGCAGGCAGCACACAGCACCCCCGCCGCCGCCCAGCACACCAGUCCGUCUCUCUCCGCCACGGUCCGCCGGCUGCAUCGUAUUGCAACUUGAGAACGACCCUCGACCAGCAACUUUCGACACUGAGCUCUACGGACGGGCCUGCCAGCGACCGGGCCAACCCCCCCUCGAGCAUCUCGAGCAUCUCGCCCCAGCUCCUCACCAACCAGCACAGCUCCGGCGAGAGCAGCGACGCCGGCAAGUGGUUCGAGAAGACCAACAACGACGCUCGCCAGAGCAGUGCGUUGUAUGUCAACAACGACCCGCCGUUCUUCCUGCGCAACUCCUCGUCGUCAGAGAGUCCGCCCAACGGCCUCGAGAGCCACGAUGCCCGCAUGUACUCGUCGAUGCCAUACCGGCCUGGGCUCGUCCACUUUGGCACAGAUGGCAGCAGCACCGAAGACUUCCGCGGCGUCAUCGACGACUUGACCGUCGCAAACAAGAAGCUGAAGCAGAAGCUGAAGAAGUACGAGAAACUCUACGACGACCAUCUCGAGGAAGACAAGCUGUUCGAGGUGCGGUUUCACGGUCUGUCCGACCACAAGAAGAAGGAGCUGGAAGAGACAUUACGCAAGUUUGCCGCCGGGCUCGAUGAUGACGCCGACAAGGAGUACCCGCACAUCUCUCGCGUGCCCACCUUGGAGCACCAACGGACGGCCGAGUCUGGAUAUGCUUCCUUGACUGCCUCUUGUCAGAACUCGUCUGCACCGUCGAACCAGACCCUGAACACCACCGAACACGACCGCAAGAUGACCAAGUCGGCCUACGGUCGUCAGCAGCAGAGCAUCCAGUCAUAUCUGCACGACAUUCCCCUCGGUUUGCUCCCAAGAUACGACACGACAAUGUCAGAGAAGUCGAAGAAGCAGUUGGUAGUGCGGCGGUUGGAGCAAAUAUUCGCUGGGAAGCGAUCGAUGUCUGGGAACCAUCCGCAGCCCAUGCAGCAAGAGGAAGUGGCUCAAUCAGCAGCGACAGCAGACCGACGCGAACGGGAAGCGACUGGCCGAGGUUCCCGACCAGAAGGACUGCGCGAAGCUCAAUUCAUGGCUGAAGAAGAGGGAGACAUCCCGAUCCAGGCUGAUACCCUCCAGAAGUUCCAUCCAAACCUACAUGUCUCCGAACAAGAUUUUGCGGGCUCAGGCUCGUCGCCUGAUCAACGCCCGACUAGACCCCUUGAUCUCGAUCCUUAUCGCGCACAGUUUCCACUGGAAAACAUGGACUACUUCCGACAUCUUGGCUUCACACCGCCAGAUAUGGCCUCCGGAGAAGUGCCCGAGGAAGGACAUGGUUGGCUGUAUCUCAACCUACUCAUCAACAUGGCCCAACUCCAUACACUGCACGUCACUCCCGACUUCGUCAAGGAUGCAGUGACCGACUACAGCAGCCACUUGGAGCUUUCGCCCGAUGGACGCAAGAUACGGUGGAAGGGUGAUUACGAUAUCACCACGCAAAGUAGCGAUGGCUCAUCAGAACGGUACAGCGGCAACUCACCGCCCGAUCAUGUGCCUGGAUUCGACUCUCCCUUGAAGCAAAUCAGGACUGGCAACAGCGGAGCAAGCAGUGGAUUACCCUCGAACGCCGAACAACACGCUAGGCAAGUUGCGCGAGCAAAGCGUGCAAACGAACGGAACAAACUCGCAUAUACACCACUCUUCUUCCACAAGGAGGAUUCCGAUGAUGAGGACGACUUCUACAAUCCCUCAUUGCUACAACCACCACAACCGGGCAACCCUUCAGGAAUGGGCAGCUCUGCUAUGAAUAGCUCCUCAUCGAGGAGAAGACGCGACGAUGGACCAAUCAUUUUCUAUAACAGGGCUAGGUUUUGCACUGACCUUACUGGUGACCGUUUGGGAGCUUCUCUUACUAGCCCUGGACUCUACAAGGCCAUGGUCAGCCAACCGCUUGGUGCCCCAUCAAGCAGUCAUUCGCCAGAAAACUGCUUGUCUGACUCCAUUGAGUCCCGAGGUCCGCUCGAUGUUGAACCUAUGGAUGUCGACUCACGAGACGGCUCUCGCACUAUGUACAGCGAAGGAAGCUUUGGCUUUUCACUAGACUCUUUGAGCUACGGCAGCGGUAAUGGAAAUGACAGCCCUGAUGCAAUGAACUUCGAAGCCUCGGGUUUAGGAGGCGUACACCCAGAUGAUAACUUUACCAUUCGCGUGCGACGUUCGCAGACACAGACAUCAACUCUUGGAUCCGUUGCUCGCUGCAAGUCGAAUUUCUACCCGAAGAAGAUCCUCGAUGCAUUGAAAAUGCAACUGUCUGCCAAAGACAUGAAAGCAUCGUUUACUAGCUCCCCUCAACGAGUGAUCAGGGAACAGAUUCUUUCUGCAUCACGAAAGUCACUGCCCAGUUCCGCCCUCCCGCCUGCCUCCUUCCUUCCCUUCGAUUCAGCAUAUUCUGAAACCAUCGACUCGGACUACGAUUCUGAUGCCUCAUCCGAAGUAGGAUCAGACUCGAGUGAUGGCCUUGACACUGCCCUCCAGCUCCCUAACGUAUACAUUGCAAGUGGACGAUCUCGUGCAGAUAACGUCACCGAAGAAGGCUCGGAUGAAGAAUCCGAAUACUCUGAUGAUAGCGAUGACGGCAGUAUCGAUCUCCUCGCUACAGCCCGCCAACUCGAUCCCAACACGAUCCGCGCUUCCGAGCGCGAGUACGAUGCCGCUAUUGCGGAUCGCCUUGCGGAGGAGAUUGUUGCUGGUAGCUCAGCAGCUACGGCUGCUGGGGGCAGCGGAUUCAACUCUCCGGUCGAUCUGACCGCUGCUGGAGAGGUUUAUGACGUGAGCGUGGGUAACAAAAGACAAAGUGAGAGUCUAUCGCCCCGUGCGAAGUUGAAGAGGUCCAGAGCGAGCGACUCUACAGGAGCGGCAUUGAAGAUGCAGAAGACAGAGUAGGCGGAUGAUUUUGCGUUUUGAUGGGUUCUGUUCCUGUUUCUUGGCUAUAAUCUGGGAAGAGGUGUUUUUGUGAAAUACUCGCAUUUUCGGCGUUGGUGUUUGGGAACUGGGAUGAUGUUGAUACCCCCC